Alnus glutinosa is the source of this 1379-nucleotide messenger RNA. RefSeq names its product pirin-like protein. The record is from RefSeq and is a predicted model, not a curated record. The transcript has 7 exons. The coding region runs from base 144 to 1091 and encodes 315 amino acids. NCBI's taxonomy places the organism in Eukaryota, Viridiplantae, Streptophyta, Magnoliopsida, Fagales, Betulaceae.
CUUCCCUGUGCCUGAACCCAACCAACCCAAGAGCCCUUUCAAUUUUCCGUCGUCUUCAUCUUUUCCACAUUCUCUCUAUUCGUUAGAUAUAAAUACAUGAGCAAAGCUCAUCAUAAAUACGAAAGGCAAGCACAAAGGCGCCUAUGAGAGCUAUAGCACGCAGGCUACUUUUCAACACAAAGCCAGCAACAAUCAGAAAUAUCACCAUGUCUGAUUCAGAUCAAGCCCCUGCUUUUAACAGACCGAGAUUGGUGGCCAAGAAGGUUCCGGCCAAACUUCAACAUGAGGGUGAUGGUGCUGUUGUUAGGAGAGGCAUUGGAAGGAGUGAAUUGAAGUCUUUGGAUCCUUUUCUGAUGUUAGAUGAUUUUUCAGUGGCUCCUCCUGCUGGAUUUCCUGAUCAUCCACACAGAGGUUUUGAGACUGUCACAUACAUGUUACAGGGAGGCAUUACUCAUCAAGAUUUUGCCGGCCAUAAGGGUACAAUUGGACCGGGUGAUGUGCAGUGGAUGACAGCAGGCAGAGGAAUAAUCCACUCUGAAAUGCCUUCAGGAGAAGGAACUUCAAAGGGUUUACAGCUUUGGAUCAAUUUAUCCUCCAAAGACAAAAUGAUUGAACCAGGGUAUCAAGAGCUUUUAAAGGACGACAUAAGAAGGGCAGAGAGUGAUGGGGUGGAGGUCCGAAUUAUAGCAGGAGAAUCGAUGGGAAUCCGAUCUCCGGUUUACACCCGAACUCCGGCGUUGUAUCUAGACUUCACUCUAAAACCCAGAGCUCAACUGCAUCAGAAUAUCCCAGAAGCAUGGAAUUCCUUCGUGUAUGUAAUUGAAGGGGAAGGGGUGUUUGGGUCCCUCAACUCAUCAUCUGCGGCAGCUCACCAUGUCCUGGUUCUGAGUCCUGGAGAUGGUCUAAGCGUGUGGAACAGGUCUUCGAAGGCGUUGAGGUUUGUGCUGGUGGCAGGGCAGCCGCUGAACGAACCGGUGGUUCAGUAUGGGCCUUUUGUGAUGAACACCCAGGCUGAAAUCGAUAGAACUAUUGAGGACUACCAAUAUUGCAAAAACGGGUUUGAAAUGGCCAAGAAUUGGAGAUCUCAAUGAGAAGAAAAAAAAGGGGGGGAAAAAAUAAAUAAAUAAAAGGUGGUGGUCUUUGUCACUGUCUCCAUCUCCAUAAAAUCAAGCAGGAAAAAGAAAGACUUUCCUGCUUUUAUUGGAGCUAGAGCUUCUAGAAACAUGAAUUAUGGUUGUGACUGAAGUCAUGAUGAUGGGUCAGCUUCCAAGAACAUCUUGUCUUGUGUUGUAUUUUUAUUUUUAUUAUUAUUAUUUUUUUGGCUUAUUUAAACGUUGGUGGCUGUUGAUGAUUGGAAUUUGAUUUUAGUUUCUUUGUUA